Cylindrotheca closterium is the source of this 231-nucleotide messenger RNA. The record is from the annotation of a GenBank genome assembly. Lineage: Eukaryota; Bacillariophyta; Bacillariophyceae; Bacillariales; Bacillariaceae.
AUGAUUCAUAUCGUCUUCGAUGGACAAUUGCCAUAUUAUUCGCUCGCUGGUAGAGCUGCCAGCCAGGUUUCAGCCAAUCAUCCUUGUUCCUGUUUCAAACUACCCAUUGCGUGGUGUGUGUUGGAAAUGGAGGCAUGCUCGGCUCCACGGUGUUCCAGUUUGAUUGCCACGGAGCUGGUUUCGGACAAUUUCAAUGCUUCGUCCAAGAAUCGAUCAGUCACCUCUAGCUAG